AUGGAUCACCGCAACUACAAGUUAAUAGUUCUCUUACUUGCUCUGAUUGCAGCUGCUCUAAGUGAGGUCCUUGGCGAGGACAGUAGCGAAGUAGUUGAGCCAGUAGAAUCGCUGACAGAAGAACUCUGUUCCAAGAAGCGCAAUGGCUGCUGCUCGGACUUUUUCAUGGGCGACAAUCCCAAUAUGCUAAAGUGCAUGGCGAUUCACUCGGCCAAAAUGCCAGAUGCCGAUGAUGAGGAUGUGGGCAAGCUGAUGAAGUUCAUGUCGUGCUUUGUGGAGUGCUUCUACAAGAAGAGCAAGUUCAUUGGAAAAGGCGACACGCUCAACAUGAAGAUGGUCAAAUUGGAAGCGGAGACGUUAUACGGGGAACGUCCGAAAGAGAAGGAAUACUUUGUAAAGUCAUAUGAGCACUGUCGCACACAUGUUCAAACCGAGUUCAAUCUGAUGAAGAACACGCCAGGGUCGAAGGCUUUGCUGAAAAACACCUGUCGACCCUUCUUUAUGUAUCUGCACAUGUGCGUCAUGGAGUAUCAUCAGAAGUAUGAAUGUCCUUAUUUCCGCUGGAAGCCGGACAUGUUGUCCGGUAAGGAUUCCAGCUGCAAGGAGGCGAGAGCCAAGUGUUACGCGAUUGAUGGCAUAAAGCCGCCGCUCAUGGACAUGCUGUAG
Messenger RNA from Drosophila nasuta, 666 nucleotides. It is a transcript of the gene Obp58d, whose product is annotated as Odorant-binding protein 58d. Lineage: Eukaryota; Metazoa; Arthropoda; Insecta; Diptera; Drosophilidae. The transcript is spliced from 4 exons. The record is from RefSeq and is a predicted model, not a curated record. Gene Ontology annotation, molecular function: odorant binding. The coding region runs from base 1 to 666 and encodes 221 amino acids.